Astyanax mexicanus (Mexican tetra) is the source of this 5564-nucleotide messenger RNA. It is a transcript of the gene ppp1r7, whose product is annotated as protein phosphatase 1, regulatory (inhibitor) subunit 7. Gene Ontology annotation, molecular function: protein binding. NCBI's taxonomy places the organism in Eukaryota, Metazoa, Chordata, Actinopteri, Characiformes, Acestrorhamphidae. The record is from RefSeq and is a predicted model, not a curated record. The coding region runs from base 60 to 1100 and encodes 346 amino acids. The transcript has 10 exons.
UUCUGAUUGGCGGAGGGCGCUGUCAGUCACCGCGGAGUGGGCGGGGCUAGAGGAGAGAAAUGGCGAGUCUGUCCAGCAGCGAGCCGCAGGAGAUGGAAGUUGACAGGCGAGGUGAAUCUGAAGAGUCAGGAGAUGACGAGACCAAGAGGAAGAGUCUUAAUGGAGAGGUGGAGCUCGAUUCCCAACAGGCCUCCACAGUCCCAGAGGAGUCGCCUGUUGAUAUGGACACCAUAACCCUCGACCCUAAUGAAGAGGAUGUGGAUCUGGUGCACUGUCGGAUUGGGAAGAUUGAAGGGCUGGAAGUUUUGCAGAAAGCCAAGACUCUUUCUCUCAGACAAAACCUGAUUAAGAAGAUUGAGAACCUGGAGAGCCUGUCGUCUCUGCGGGAACUCGACCUGUACGACAACCAGAUCCGCAAACUGGAGAACCUACAGGCCCUGACUGAGCUGGAGCAGCUAGACGUAUCGUUUAACCUCCUGAGGAAGAUCGAGGGGUUGGAGAGAUUAACGAAGGUGAAGAAGCUCUUCCUGCUGCACAAUAAGAUAAGCAGCAUCGCUAACCUAGAACACCUCACAAGCCUUCACAUGCUGGAGCUGGGGUCCAAUCGCAUCAGGAUCAUCGAGAAUCUAGACGCUCUUACCUCAUUGGAUAGUUUGUUUCUUGGCACGAAUAAAAUCACGAAGCUACAGAAUCUGGAUGGUCUGCACAAUCUGACGGUCCUCAGUAUUCAGAGUAAUCGUAUCACAAAGCUGGAGGGUCUCCAGAACAUGGUGAACCUGAGGGAACUCUACCUGAGCCACAACGGCAUCGAGGUCAUCGAGGGUCUGGAGAACAACAAAAAGCUGACGACCCUGGACAUCGCGGCCAACAGGAUAAAGAAAAUCGAAAACAUAAGUCACCUAACAGAUCUGCAGGAAUUCUGGAUGAACGACAACCAGAUAGAGAACUGGAGCGACCUGGACGAGCUGAAGAACGCCAAAGGUUUAGAGACGGUGUAUCUGGAGCGGAACCCCCUGCAGAAGGACCCUCAGUACAGGCGCAAGAUCAUGCUGGCGCUGCCCAGCGUCCGGCAGAUCGACGCCACCUUCAUCCGCUUCUGACGCCCCGCCCUCCUGCACUAAUACCCCCCCAGUGCCGGCCCUGCCCACCUCCCAGAACCUUCCCAGAACCCUCCUAGAACCUUCUUAUUAGAACCUUACGUAGAUCUCUGAGGACUUAGUCAUUUCGUAGCUAGCCGUUAGCAUGUGAACGAGCUGUGGGUCUGUUAUUAUGGGUUUCUCUCAGAUUGAAUUAACAGAUGAACUCAUGUAACCUAAAUAUCCCAUAAUUACAUGAUUAUAUGAUACGUUUUCCUCCUGAAUGGCAGCAGAUGCUUUAAAAUAUUAGCUCGAUGCUCCAUAUUCAUAUGGGAACUUUGCUUUAUUAGCCUGUAUUGUUGACUGUUGAGUAUAUUGUGUGGAGAUUAGAUUAGCACAGAUUCUGAAUAUCUCCAGUCAUUUUGAAUGGGAGUUAGUGUUCUCCUCCAAGCGUGUUGAGCCUCUAGAGCUGUUAACAGCAGCUUGAGAGGAAAACUGUUGUUCUGUUUUAGCUUUUCCCUUCAUAGAAGUAUCUGGUAGCAGCAUCGUUUGACAAAGGGAGUCCAAGGUAAUGGGCGAGGUGACGAGUACAUGAUUUAUAUUUAACUUCAGGCCUUAGGCCACACCCACUUUGAGUUAAAAUCCGAACACAGAUGGAGAUAAGGAUAUUUUGAGCACUAAACGGAAACAGACAGAUUAAAAGUAGUUUUAAGAACAUGGUACACUGGAACUGGUAGCAUCGUGUGCUCUAUGGAGUUGUAGAAGGUGGCGAUAUUGAAAUUUACUGAAAUUUGCUGAUUUUUAUGUUCACUUUUCCCAGGUAAUAGUGAGAGAUAUGAUGACAUGAUAUGAUAUUAUUAUACAUAUGAAAUAUCUCCGUAACUAGAAAUUACUAGUGUAAGACUCUGUGCAAUUUUAGGCCAAAUCAUGGACUAAAUGUUACUUUUAAUGGGAAAUCUCCAUUUCAAAAUGCUGUGUAAUCCAAAUACUAGGCUUAAUCCCUCAUUUUUUGAGGGCAUUUUCCAUUUGUGCAAAAUUCAAACCAACGAGCUUUGAAUUGUAGUUUUACACAUAUCUCACCUCCUUUAUGAUCUCAUAAUUCAUAGGAUCUGGAGAGACAUUCAGGGGGAAUAUAUACUAUAUACACUAAAUUUAUAUGGUUUAUUAUACAGCUCUGUAAAAAAUGAAGAGAGCACUUCAGUUUCUGAAUCAGUUUCUCUGAUUUUGCUAUUUAUAGGUUUAUGUUUGAGUAAAAUGAACAUUGUUGUUUUAUUCUAUAAACUACAGACAACAUUUCUCCCAAAUUACAAAUAAAAAUAUUCUCAUUUAGAGCAUUUAUUUACAGAAAAUGAGAAAUGACUGAAAUAACAAAAAAAAAAAGAUUUCAGACCUCAAAUAAUGCAAAAGCAAUAUUUGGUGGAUUAACCCUGGUUGGUUUUUAAUCAGUUUUUUUCAUGCAUAUUGGCAUCAUGUUCUCCUCCACCACCAGUCUUACACACUGCUUUUGGAUAACUUUAUGCUGCUUUACUCCUGGUGUAAAAAUUCAAGCAGUUCAGUUUGGUGGUUUGAUGGUUUGUGAUCAUCCAUCUUCCUCUUGAUUAAAUUCCAGAGGAUUUCAAUUUGAUAAAAUUAAGGAAAAAAUUCAUCAUUUUUCAGAGCUGUAUAAUAGAAUAAAUGUUUACCGCAGGUUGUGAUCACUGUUAAUUUAAUUUACCCUCCUAAUGGACCCACAGCACCGAACGUGAACUUGAUGGACGUCUACAGAAGGACGGACGACCUCAGAGAUCUACAGAGCUCCAUAUUAAAAAUCGCCUCAUGUGUUUCUUCACACAAAAACACUCCAGCUGCUCUUCCUCCUCUAAAACCUGCUUUUCCUCACUUUCAGAACAAAUAAAACCCACGACACACUCGCACAAAACCCUGUGCAUCACCCUUUACUCCCUCACACACUCACACACACUCUUCCCUCACUUAUGCUAUCGUAUGAAAGGCUUCAUUAUUCUUUAUUUUUAGCUAAGGGUAGCGACCCUGCAGAGUGUGAUGUUACAUUACUCUAUAAGGGAAAUAUUUAAAUGCACUCAAUCACUCACUCGCACACACACUUACACACACACACAUAUGCUUUGUGUUAGCACACAACAGAAUUAGGGCUGGCCCGAAUCGUGUUUAAUUUUUUCGUUGUUAAAACCACCCAAAAAUCAUAUUAAGUGUUGGUGACGAUGUAUUUAGGCCUUUUUACACUAAGUCAGAAAUGUUAUAGUUGCCAAAGAAAUGCACGUCAAAAAUUUCACUCAAAAAUCAUAUUAAUGAUUAAUGAUAUUAAUGUAUUUAGGCCUUUUUACACUGAGUUAGAUUUUUACAGACCUGAAAAAUGUGUCAAAAUUUAAAAUCAGAUUUUUACAGACAAAAAAAUGUUCAUUAAAAUUUAAAGUCAAAUUUAUACCAACAAAAAAAUGCAUAGCAAAAUUUAAAGUCGGAUUUAAACAGACAAAUGAUGUGCGUCAGAAUUUAAAGUGUGAUUUUUAAAGAUCAAAAAUGUGCAUUAAAUUUUACAAAAAAAAAAAUGCACAUCAAAUUUAAAGUCAGAUUUUUGCAGGCAUAAAAUGCAUAUCAAAUGAUCAAAUGAUGUGUGUCAAAACUUAAGGUGUGACUUGACCAACAAAAAUGACAUAAAUGAAUUAAAGUCAGAUUUUACAGGCAAACACAUAAAAUUAAUAAACGAUAUCUUGAGAAAGCAUACAUUUAAAUUCCUAGUCAAAAAUGUAUUAAACCUAAAAAUGCAUCAGACCUCGAUUUGGCGAUUUUAUAUAGAUUCAAAACAUGACUUUUUAUUACAGUUUGGUUUUCAUAUAUGAACUUAGUAGAUUCUGAAUUUUCUCCUAAUUCUCUUAAACUCUUUCAAGAACUAUAGGAUGAGCCCUAUAAUAGUAAAGUGGUGUUAAAUAAGGGUGCGAAUGAACUAAAAUAAUUAAUUUAGUUGUAAAUUACAACCGAAUAUUCGACUGAUUGCACGAUUUGGGCCAGCCCUAAGCAUAAAUAUGUUGUUUUAGUUUGGUACCAGAUCAGAAAAGAGGGUAUUAUUUUUAUUAAUUUAUUUUUCAGUAACCUCUCUAUGAGAUUUAAGAGUUUUUGAGCUGGAAAAAGGUGGAAAAGUGUAUAAAGCAGGUGUUUUAUUAAGGCUGCGCUCACUUUGCAUGGCUGAGAAUUUAGCUAGAUAAUUAAAAUCACCCGAAUAAUCGCGUGGUGAGCGUUUUAAUCGACGGUUGAAUCGUAGCUAGUUAGCUAGCUAGCUAACGCAAAGCUAAAACGCUAAAAACACACACUUUUGUGGUGUUUGAGUGGAUUUAACCAGGUUUUUUGGUCGUUUUCUUAUUUGUUCAGCUGUUGAGUCUUAAUUGAAGGUUGAAUGAAUCGAACAUUUUCUAUUUUUUACCUAAAUUAAACGAUUUGGAAGUUGUUAGCAUCGUUAGCUUCUCACACGAAUUAUCUUUUCCACCUUAAAUUCUGCCGAGCUUACAUUCUGGCGCCUGCAUUUAAGGUGGAACGGAUAAUUUGUGUGGAAAGCUAACUCCAGCUUGAGUAAAACUAAUAAUUAGGUCAAAAUAAUCACUUUAAAUCAAAUUUAAAAGCUACAAUAAUUAUUUUAAAGAUGUUUUAAAUCAGGAUUAAGCUGUUCUGGUUCGUUAAGACAUCUGUAUUUAAAAGCCAGAUUUUUCUUUAAAUUGAAAAAACAAAACAAAAAAACAGAAAACUGUUCUCUAUUCAUCGAUUAAAACGGUUUAAAAUCAGUAUUAUUCAUUAAUGCGAUUUUAACCAAAAGAUUACUGAAUUUGCGUAUUAUUUAGAUGUUUAAAAUGUACAAAUUGUAGCUUUUAAAAAUAUUUAAUAGCCAAAAAAUGUGAGCGGGUGUUGAUAAAGGUCAAAAUGGGCAUAUACAUACAAGAACUUUUAUUUUGGAAAUUGUAAAAAAAAUAAAAAAUAAAAAAAUUAAGCUGGAGGGUCUUUAGCGAAUAAGUUAAAAGUCCCCGUUAAAUUGAUUAAAGGAAAUGAGCUGGGUGAUGAAUGGUUGCGCUGGAUCGUUUAACUAUAAGAAUUAAUGCAGUUUUGAUCUUUAAAAGAAUAGUUUGGGCCUUUUUUUUUUUGCAAAUGCUAUAAUGUAGCCACUAAUUUGCGAAAUAUGGUAAUUGUACCAGUGACGUCAUGCUAAUUGGUGGCUGCUAAGGUGUUACAUUAGCAUGUUUUGCGCAAAAGCUAGUCCUUAAAAUUGUUUUAUUUUUUUUUUCAAGGAUCUACGUUAAUACAACUAAAACAUCGCAGGCCGUUCCUUCCUCAAACACACCAGUUGUAUUUAAGAUCUGUUCGAUUAGUGUUUUUUCCAGACUUUUAUUAUAUUAUUUUAUUUUUUAUUGUUUUACAAGUGCUCGGUUUGACUGUUUUGAACUGAAUGUAUUAUAAACAACGGAAUAAUAAACUUAAUUUGAAAAGUGA